AUGCGUUGGUCUUCCGUUCUUUCUUCUGCCCUGCUCGUCGCUGGCGCGAGCGCUUUCUCUCACCAUUCUCACAAGAACCCCACUCCGUCACCGAGUGCCUCGUCCUCGGUGGCAGUUUCGAUUCCUUCCGCUGCACCUCUCAUAGCUGCCGGUGCUGCUGCAACUCCGUCCUACUGGUUGGCCGAUAUCACUCAUCAGGGAAAUGCUCCCUUUGCCGCUAGCGGGUACACCGUCUUCCGCAAUGUCAGGGACUACGGUGCUGCCGGAGACGGUGUGACAGAUGAUACCGCUGCUAUUCAAAGGGCCAUCAGCGACGGUAACCGCACAGGUCCAUCGUCCAACACUACAACCACCAUCACCCCGGCUAUUGUCUACUUCCCCGCCGGCACCUAUGUGAUUUCUUCUCCUAUUAUUGACUACUACUUUACCCAGCUCGUUGGCAACCCCAACAGCCCUGCUGUCCUUCAAGCCACCGCCGGCUUUACCGGUAUUGGCCUUAUCGAUGGUGACCAGUACCAGUCCAGCGGCAAGGAGGGCUGGAUGUCUACCAAUGUCUUCCUCCGCCAAAUCCGCAACUUGGUCAUCGACAUGACCAAGAUUCCUGGCACUACUGCUGCUACCGGUAUUCACUGGCCCACGUCGCAGGCUACUAGCCUGCAAAACGUGGUUGUCAACUUGAACGCUGACGAGGGUACCCAGCAUACGGGUAUUUUCAUCGAAGAUGGAUCCGCUGGAUUCAUUGGUGACGUUAUUGUCAACGGUGGUCUACAAGGUUUCAACAUUGGCAACCAACAGUACACCAUGCGCAACGUUACCGUCAACAAUGCCGUCACUGGUAUCACCCAACUCUGGAACUGGGGCUGGACUUACAUUGGACUGACUCUCAACAACUGUCAAACUGGUAUCAGGUUUGCUGGAUCCAGUGACGCUCAAGUCGUCGGUGGUGUCAACAUCAUCGAUAGCACCAUCACUAACGUCAAAACAUUUGUCAACACCACUUGGACCCCCACUGCCAACCCCGCUGGUGCUGGUAACUUGAUCUUGGAGAACGUUGUUUUGGACACUGUCCCCACCGCCGUUGCUGGAACUGGCACUGUUUACCUCGAAGGAGGCUCUACCACUAUUGCCAACUACGGCCAGGGCCACGAGUACACUCCUACUGGCCCUGCCACUCUCUCUGGAACCUACGCCGCUGCAUCCCGCCCCACCGGUCUUUUGGCAUCCGGCACCUCCAACUACUACACCAAGUCCAAGCCCCAGUAUGAGUCUUAUACCACCAAUCAAGUUGUCAGCAUCCGCAGUGCCGGUGCUGCUGGUGACGGUACCACUGAUGACACCGAUGCCAUCAACUCUGCUCUCAAGUCUGCUGCCUCCAGUGGUUCUCUUGUCUUCUUUGACUAUGGCGUGUACUUGGUCAGCGACACUAUCUACUUCCCCCCUGGCUCCAAGGUUGUUGGAGAAAGCUACCCCAUCAUCGCAGGUAGCGGCGGCAAGUUCUCCGAUGCAUCCAAGCCCUACCCUGUUGUCCAGGUCGGCAAGAGCGGUGAUACUGGUACCAUCGAAUGGUCCGACAUGCGCGUUGGUACUAUUGGCGGCACUGCUGGCGCUAUUCUUAUUGAAUGGAACUUGGCCGGCGAUUUGGGUUCUGGUGCAUGGGACGUGCACUCGCAGAUUGGUGGAUGGGAGGGAUCUAAACUGCAGCUCAGCCAAUGCCCAACCACUGCUGCUGUUUCAACUGAGUGUGAAGCUGCGUUCUUGAACGUACACAUUACUUCCGACGCGUCGAACGUAUAUCUCGAGAACAACUGGUUCUGGACUGCUGAUCACGAUAUUGAAGACCCGGCCAACACGCAGAUCUCUGUCUAUACAGGCCGCGGUGUUCUUGUGGAGGGCAGCAACAUUGAAAUGUGGGGAACCGGCGCUGAACACCACGGGCUGUACCAAUUCCAAUUCAAUGGCGCCUCUAACGUCGUCGGUGGAUACUUCCAAACCGAAACACCCUACUACCAGCCCAAGCCCGAUGCCACAUCCGGCCCUUACCAAUCCAUCACCACAACCCCCUGGUCUGACCCCGACUUCAGCACCUGCCUCAAAGGCAACUGCGACGCUUUAGGUCUCCACAUCACCGACAGCACCGCCAUCACCAUGUACGGUGUCGGCUUGUACAGCUUCUUCAACGACUACAGCACCACUUGCUCCAACAACGGCAACGGCGAGAACUGCCAGAGUGAAAUCUUCCGUGUUGACGGCACGGUUUCUGGUCUGAAUGUUUACGGUUACCAGACCGUUGGUACUACGAACAUGAUUACCAUCAACGGCACCAGCGCGGCGCUGUACUCGGACAAUUUGAGUGUCUACCCUGACUCUAUCGCUUUGUUCAGCUACUAG
Talaromyces marneffei is the source of this 2388-nucleotide messenger RNA. RefSeq lists its product as uncharacterized. Bases 1 to 2388 code for a protein of 795 amino acids. The transcript is spliced from 4 exons. Gene Ontology annotation, molecular function: polygalacturonase activity. NCBI's taxonomy places the organism in Eukaryota, Fungi, Ascomycota, Eurotiomycetes, Eurotiales, Trichocomaceae. The record is from RefSeq and is a predicted model, not a curated record.